Echinostoma caproni is the source of this 523-nucleotide messenger RNA. Lineage: Eukaryota; Metazoa; Platyhelminthes; Trematoda; Plagiorchiida; Echinostomatidae. The record is from the annotation of a GenBank genome assembly.
GUUGAUGAUGACGAUGAUGAUGAUGAUGAUGAUGAUGAUGAUGAUGAUGAGGUUGAUCGUGAGGAUGGUGAUGAUGAUGAUGAUGAUGAUGAUGAUGAGGAUGAUGAUGAUGAUGAUGAUUAUGAUGAUGAUCAUGAUGAUGAUCGUGAUGAUGCUGAUGAUGGUGUUGACGAUGAUAAUGGUGAUGAUGAUCAUCAUGAUGAUGAUGACGGUGAUGCUGAUGAUGAUAAUGGUGAUGAUGGUGUUGAUGAUGAUGAUGUUGAUGAUGAUCAUGAUGAUGAUCGUGAUGAUGCUGAUAAUGGUGUUGACGAUGAUGAUGGUGAUGUUGAUGAUCAUCAUGAAGAUGGUGACGGUGAUGAUGAUGAUGAUGAUGGUGAUGAUGAUGAUGAUGAUGAUGAUGACGAUGAUGCUGAUGAUGAUGAUGAUGAUGGUGAUCAUGAUUAUGAAUGAUGAUGUUGAUGAUGAUGAUGAUGGUGAUGAUGAUGAUGAAGAUGAUGAUGAUGGUGAUGAUGAUGAUGAAUGA